Messenger RNA from Cladocopium goreaui, 11739 nucleotides. NCBI's taxonomy places the organism in Eukaryota, Dinophyceae, Suessiales, Symbiodiniaceae. The record is from the annotation of a GenBank genome assembly.
GGUCUCUGCCAUGUGUCGGCUGAGGUGUAUCGACUGGAAGAUGCUUGGUUGGACUUGGUGCCCGUGCAGCCCCACGUCUCCCUACAUUCACAAGAGCAGCGAGCAGUGAUGCGUGGGAGGAUGGAGGGGCCUGUGGGCAACGAUCCGGGCUGCGGCUUGAACGACCAGCUACAGAAGGAAUUGGACUUCCUCUCGGCAGAUGCCAGGAGAGCCGAGGCGUGUAUCACUCAGCUGGCCAAAGAGCGUGCCAAGCCCGGCAUGUCGCCACGCCACUUCAACGAGUCCCAGCGGAGGCAUCUCUUGGUUGACAUUCAGGAGGCGGAGGAAGACGAGGGCGAAUCUUCAGGUAUGGAGUCACCUGAGCAUUUGCUGAAGGCAUUUUUGAUGAUGCGCCAUCUGUGUGCCCGAAAUCUGCGGCGCGAACUUUUAGGCCUGCUGAAUCUCUUCCGCUUCGCUCAGCAGAAGAUCUCCCAUGGCGUGCUCCUGCUGCAAGCGUCGGCCACCAAUGGCACCAGGUCAAACAAGAAGGACAUUUUCGGCGAGAAGCCCGAGCCAGCACAGGAACAGCCCUUGCUGCCGGGCCAUUUGCCGCCCUCCUUUCCGCUCGCCUUUCCGGUCAGUUGCCGAGGUAUGAAUGGGCCGCGCCUAUACGAGGCUUUGGAAGUCCUGUCGGAGGCGGAGUACGCCCAAACAGGUGCCAAUGAUCACGAGGACGUGGUGGAUGGCAAUGGCCUGAAGAUCGUGCACAGUUCGGCCAUCUCCGAUUUGAAGGUCGUGGAGCAGGAGCUGCUGAUCAUAGCAAGUUAUGCUUUGGACAAAGUGCCAGAGGACAUGAAAUCGAUGGUUGACUGUGCUGGUCUCUUGAAGGAGGUUCUUACAUGCGAGGUGGAGCUGUGUCGUACCAAGUGGAAACUGGUGAAAUUGCAGCUCUCAGCUUUCGAACGCGCCUCAUUGACCAAGUGGGACAUCGCGCAACGGAUCAUGGAUGUCUUGGCCCGGCGGCCGUGCUUCGACGUGGCCACAGGCAGCUUCCGGCAAGGCUAUGCCGCGCUGAUUGCGGCGAUGGAGAGCAGAGCUCAACUGCAACAGACCUUGACAGAGUACCAGCUUCGAUCGGAGGAGAUGGGCUUACGGAAGUUGAGACGUCAAGCGCAAGUGGCCCUGCGCUGUGGGCGGCGCCUGGAGCUGGAUCUGGGGCAUCAGCGGGAGAGAGCCAGCCGGGAAACCGGCAAGCAACCCACGGAGCUCGCAGGCCCUGAGAUGGAGGAAGACCCACAGCUGUGCAUUGAAGACAUGUUGGCCAAUCCCAUGGAGGGCCUUCCAGUGGCGUUGACUCAUGAUGGUUUGCUGGACUUUUCCGAUUCCUUGGCCUUGGUUUGCCAGGUGGACGCCCAGGUCAGCAGCUGCGCGGAGCGUCUGGCGGAGCUGGCGCCGGAGCCCUGCUUCCGGCACCGCUGGGAAGAAGCUUGCUGCAAGCUGAUGGCCAAAGAGUGGCAGGACCACGUGGCUCAAGCAGCGGCCGCUUCUCCAGGCAUCUCCUCCAGCAUCGGCAUCCGCGGGCUCAGCGACGAGGCUCGAGGAUCCAACGUCUUUUGGGGCGACCAGGCGGAGGAUCCCAACUGGCUACUGCUGCAAGCCGAACAGGUGAUUCUCAAGUGGCAAUCGGAGGAUUCGGAAGGAGCCCCGGGGCCCUGCAGAUUGAAAGAUCCGGAGUUGGCGUGGGCGCCCUUCAACGAAGCAGUUCUGAGGCGCUCUUCGGGGGACCAGACCAUCGGGAGACACACGGUUGAGCUGUCGCCUGUUGGACCAGGAAAAAAAGCCGCCAUGGACUGGGCCAUUUCCUUGGCAUCGCCCAGUGCCCCGCCCUCCUUUGCGCCCCGGCCUUCGGCGCCGCGCCUAGCCGCGCCUGUGGCGCCCGUUUCGGCGCGACGGCGCAGCGCUUGCUGCGCGGGCGGGCUGCUGGUGGCCGCGGCAUGCCGGCGAGAACGCCGAGACCGGGUGGCGAGGAGAGCAGAUGUGAAAAUCACCGAUGCCACCGGUGAGAAGAGGGUGGAGGACUUCUGCAAGAAGGGCGCCAGAGUGGAGGUGUUGGCCCCAUCCAACCGCUGGCGCGAAGCGCAAGUGGUGCGCGUGGGUGGCGGUGUGGCACGGAUCCACUACACGGGCUACGACGCGCAGUUUGACGAGGAGGUACCCCUGGACAACCAGCGGCUGCGACCUUUUGGGCAGAUCCGUAGUGAGAAAUUGAAAGAACGGAAGGAGAAUUUCGUGUUGCAAAUGGAUGCUGGUUGUUGCCCUGGCUGUGGUGUGAAGCUACAGUGUACCGACAAGAUGGCUCUGGGCUAUGUGCCGCCCGACAAGUUCGUGAAGCAGGAGGAGGAAGACCUCUCCAUGCCGCUGAACGCGGAAGAUGAAGUGGCGCUACUGCUGAAAGAGGAUGGGGCGCAGGAACGUGAUAGCUUUUCAUUGCCCACCAGGUCGGAUCAGAAGUUCUUCAAGGUGAUCGCCAACGUCUACCUGGACAUCCGCAAGGCUCCAGACGUGAACGCUGAACGCACCGGGGAGAGCUUGGUCUUUGGCCAGCAAUUUCAAAUCGAUGAAGUCUAUCGAAGUGCAGAUUCCAGGAACUACUUUCGGCUCGCGGAUGGCCGUGGUUGGGUCUUCGAUCGUAGCGUAGUGAAGGGUGCCAUGACCCAAUUGGUAGCCCCUGUGGGUGAUGAUCUCGGGCAGUUGAAGAGGGCGGGGAAGGAAGCACGGCCGAGUGUGUGCAUGCGCUGCUGGGGCCUGUGGCACUACAACGACUGCGACGACGUCUUGCGCCCCGCCUACGGCGGCGCCGGGGCCGGGGCGUCGGCUGGCAGCUCGGCGCAGGAGCUGACGGCCGAGGCGUUCGAAACGCUGCUGAGUGACACCUUGCGACCGGCGCAGGAGGCGACCAUUUUUGCCGUGGUGGACGUCUUUGAUUUCGGGCCAUCCUUCAAACUCUUGCAAUACCUCGCGCAGGAGCUGGUGAAGAAGCCCAAGAUUCGGGUCCGCAUCAUCGCCAACAAGAUCGACUUGCUGCCGAAAGAUGCCAGCAUGCCUAGGGUGAAGGGCUGGAUUGCCAGAGAAGCACAGCUGGCAGGGUUGGACAAGAUCAAAAUCAUGGAUGUCUUUCCCAUCUCCUGUCACCAGGGCAAGGGCUUGAAACCGGUCUCUGACUUGUUGGAAACCAAAGGUAUUCCUGAGGACCACUACGUGGUUGGAGCCGCCAACGCUGGAAAGUCCUCCUUUUUGAACCGCCUGACUCUGCGAAAACGACGUGGUGUUGGGCGGGUCUUGUCCGAGGACCAAUCGGGCUUCGUGGUCUCCGUUUUGCCGGGAACCACCUUGAGACCCAUCGCCAUGAAGUUUCAGCAAACCAACAUCAAACUGAUUGAUAUGCCGGGGUUGCUGGUCCCUGGCAGCAUUGCCGAAAAACUCACCUUGGAAGACCUCAAGGAGAUCAUUCCGCAGAAGCGAGGCUCGGUUCGCCUCACCUUCCACAUGGAUGAGGGAAGAAGCCUCCUUCUGGGUGCGCUCGCGCGCUUGGACUUUGUGUCGGGCAGGCCGUACCAGUUCACCGUCUUCGUCUCCGAAAACGUGAAGCUGCACCGCACGCGCAUCGAAAAGGCUUCACGCAUCUGUCAAGAGUGGGCCGGUGACAAGCUGAAGCCGCCUGUGGACGCCCGACGCUACCAGGAGUUGCUGCCCUGGAAAUCCACUCGUUUCGAGCUGACAGGCACCGGCUGGGACGAGUCCUGCGUCGACAUCGUCUUCCCCGGGUUGGGCUGGGUGGCCAUCACUGGCUGCAGGGACUGCGUUGUCGAGGCGCACGCGCCCGAAGGAGUGGAGGUCACUCAGCGGGAGCCGCUGAUGCCGUACGAGGCGAAAUGGACUGGGGUGAAGUAUCGCGGCUUCCCCGGCUGGUGGGUCUGGCGCACUUUCCUGAUGUCCGUCACAACGCAGAGAGGACGCGCGGGGCGCCGCAGGGCAGCUGCUGCGUGGGAACCAAGGCGAUUUCAAGCCGAUUUCCCAUGUUUUUGUGGGACAACACGGCCCCGGCUCCAGCGAUUUUUUGGCCAUUGCCACCAUCGCGCCCCGGUUUUGGGAGCCGCAAUGGCUUCAGUGGACGAUGUGCCACGGGAUUUGGAGGGCUCCUUCUUGGCCAAGAAGGAGUGGCAAUAUCCAGUGGAGGAUAGGUCUGGAUGGCUGCCAGCGAAUGCACAGGAGUUGGCAGACAACCACCCCUGGACACGCCGCGCGGUUGAGAAGAACCCUCGUUUUCCAGGCUACGUGCCGCCCGAGGCGUUGUUCUGCUGGACGGAGCCAGACUUUGCGAGCUACAUCAACAGUGGUGGUUUCGUCAAGCCCAAGCUGAGAUGUCAAUACUACAUUUCCCCAGAGAAUCCACAGACCAUCGUGGACUUGUUGGAACCUGUCCUUAGCGAACUGAAUUGGACCUGCACCGUUGACUCCAAGACGGGGCGUGAGGAGUCCUUGUCCCAGGUCACAGAUUACAUGGGUAUGCCAGUGCCGACGCUGAAGAAGCAGGCCGAUGGCUCCUUAGAAGUGGUGAAGCCACGGGAAGACAUCGCACCCAUCUUCAUCUGGGAAUCCAGCAGGAACAUGAUCGAUCACGCGCCCACCUUGAAGUUUCGCGGCUUGGUGAACCGCCUGAGUGGAGUGCACCACUUUACCAAGGUGGGUAUGCUGGAGCUGGUUCGCGAAAGAUGUAUUGAGAGAGAUAUUCCGAUCAACUUUCCACCGCCCUGGUACCCUCUGACCUUCGCCCUGCCAGACGACUUGGAGCAGUGGAAAAGGCAUGCAGAAUCGAAUCCGCACAAGAAGUGGAUCUACAAGCCGAAUGCUGAAGCCAUGGGCCGUGGCAUUAUCCUUGUCUCCAAAAUUUCGGAUGUGGACUCUCGAGAGCGUCCCUUCCGCACCAGGUGUAAAAACGUGGAGGUUUUUGAUCCCAAGGAGCCUCCCUUGAAGGAGCGAGAUUUUGCGCAUUCUGGGGUCAUCCAAGAGUACAUGGUGAACCCUUUGCUCCUGGAGAACCGCAAGUUCGCCGUGCGGGUCUACAUGUUGGUGGCGCGAACCAAUCCAAUGCUGGUCUUCCACUACAACUUCGGCUACAUCAAGCGCUGUGGCCAGUACUAUGACGAAAACAAGUUCAAUCGUGAAGAUUUGUUCAGACACGUCACCGAGCAGGAGUUUCAGAAAAAGCAAGAGGAUUUCUACGAGACGGCGGCUGCCGAGCUCAUGUCUCUGGAAGAGUUGGACAGGUACCUGCAGGAGAACUAUGGUAUCCCAGCGUUCCGCUUGAACUUCUGGCAGCAGGUGAAGUCCAUCUGUAUGGAGAUCACCUUAGGCAUCAAGGAGGGCAUUGCGGAGAAAGGAAAGCUGGGGCAGUUCGAGGUCUUUGGACUGGACGUCAUCGUGGAUGCGGAUCAGCGCGUGUACCUCCUGGAAGCCAACCGAGAUCCCAGUUGGGUGGUGGACACAGAGGUGAAAAAGGCCAUCUUGCCCGAGAUGGUCCGGGAGAUGAUGGAGAUUGUGCUUUGGGCCCACAGUGAUGAGGGGAAAAACAAGGAAGCAAUGCUUCAUUCUCCAAUGCGAGGAUUUGAGGUUCUAGUGGAUGAUGGAUCUUUCUUCGAAAAGUGGGACUUUAUCACCUCAGAUGAUCCGACCCAUGGCUUCGUCGACUAUGUCUCCCAAGCCGUGGCUGAUGCGGAUGGGCUGAUCUGGGAGGAUGCUGCUGAAGUCUUCAUAGGGGUGGACAAUAGCACUGUGGUACCCUUGGACGCGCGCGGCCGCAAGUCCAUUCGGCUCGAGUCGAAGCAGCGCUACAACGAGGGCCUCUUCGUGCUGUCUUUGGCGCAUGCGCCGGUGAGUUGUGGUGCCUGGCCAGCCUUCUGGAUGUUUGGAGAGGACGAGGCACAUCCAUGGCCCGAGUGGGGUGAGUUUGACAUCAUUGAAUGGGUCCAUGAGGAGGACGAGGUCUCAGCGGCUUUGCAUUCCAAGGAGGGCUGUUCUCAGGAGCACCUGAGCGACUCGAUGAGCGCCAGCUGGAGCGAAGGGAAGCUGCCAGAGAGCGAGGCCAAAAACUGCUACGUGCUGGCCAAGGAGCAGUGGAUGAAUCAAGGUUGUUCCCAGCGCGCAGCUGCGGGGUCCAUUGGCGCCACCUUCAAUGGCCAGGGCGGUGGGAGCUAUGCGGCCGAAUGGGACCCGAUGGAGGGGCACAUGCGCAUCUGGAGCUGGGCGGCUGGAACUGAGCCCAAGGAUCUGGUGGAGAAGCAGCCCCGGCCCGAGCAGUGGGGAAGGCCACAGUUCUUCUUCAGCCUGAAAGAGAACUGCCAUCCGGGGCACUUCAAGAACAUGAAAUUGGUCUUUGACAUCACCUUUUGUGGAGACCGUGCUGGUGGAGAGAACUUUGAUGCGCACUGCGGCCACUUGCUGAAUGAAAACGAGACCUGCAGCGGCUUCGUGAGGAACAACUUCUCGGCCUUCGAUGAGGCUUAUUGGUCGAUACAGGCCUUGGACGUGUACCACCGCAGGGACGCAGCGCGGUUCGAUCUCAGCAGCGGCGAUCGAUGGCACGUCACCGCCCUGCUGAUGGUGCUGGUGCUGGACAGUGACAAGUUCGCAACCCCAAAGAUGCCUGAGUUGAUGAACUGCCUCUGUGUGGAGCCUCCAGCCCUGGAGGUUGUGCCAUGGCGGGGCACCCCAGUGACAUGGAAAUGGGAAAUCACAAGUUGGAAUGUCGGAGAUGAAAUGGUCCCUGUGGCCUUUCCAGAGGAGUCCCGAGUCCCAGACGGUCGAGAAGUGACGCGGCUGAGCAGGAAUUGCAAGUUCGAUGCGUUGGGAGUUAGUUUUUUCUUUGUGCGGAUGCGGCGCCAGCUGCUGGACACCUUGUGCGAAGUGAGGGCGCUGGAGGCGGGUUUGGGGAGGCAGGCGCAGCUAGUGGGCACCAUCGCGAAGCUACGGAUCUCAGAGACGCUCCCUGACCUCAGUACUGACUUUGGUGAGCCGCCAACGGCAUCAGCCAAGAACCCCGCUCCGCUGUUGGCGGCGGAGGCUUUGCUUUGCUUUGGGGACUUGGACCUCUCCACCAGCGCGGGUGUGCGCAACCUCCUUCAGGUAGACCAGAUGUCGGAGCUACACCAUGUGGUGCAGCACCAAAUCUCAGGGAAGUGGCUCUUGGUAGGCUGUUUGCUUUACAACGCCUUGCUUGGCGACAGUCUCUUGCGUCGAAGCGUGGACAUGUCUAAAGGUGCUCCCAAAUGGUCAGGGGGCAGGCCCUGGCCCCCGCCAGAAGAGUUUGAGGAGUCGCCACCCAAGAUGUCCGCCAAGUCGAUGCAGUGGCCUGGAACCGUGCGAACAGUGGUCUAUACACAGGUGGGUGCCUCCAUCAAAGAGACCGUGCGCGGUCUCUCGCGGCAGAUCGAAGUUUUGGGCACCGUGCCGCGGGCGCGAAACGUGAUCUAUCGCUGCCGAUCCUUGGGUUAUAGCAGCCUCUUCAUGCUGGAACGAGCCUGUGACCUUUUGCUGCGGGUGCAGGCUGCGCAGAGCUGUGCAGGGCUCCGAUGUUUUGCAACGAUGCUACCGUCGCAGCUGUCGCCUCUGAAGUUGUCGCUGGAAGGACGACGGAGGAUGCUGCUGGAGAGUGACGGCACGCUGCAGAGCAUUUUACACAUCCCGCAGGUGGAGGAGGUGUUAUACCUCCGUGGCACGGAAUGCCCCAGCAUUGGACGCCACGUGCGGGAUUGCGAGGUCUCCAUGCCCGAACCUUUCGCGCAGAUCAUGCAGGUGGAAGAAGCGGCACGGAAUGUCAUCCCCCAUGAUCAUCCAGUCUUGCCGCCACAGAUAGUCGUGGGGAGUUCGACCUCUGCCUGGGCACAUCCAACCGUGGAGAUCGCCUUCACAGGCACCGCCGUAUCCACCAUGCUCCUUUUGCGUGAGAUUUGUGCCAUCACAGCUCUGGCGAUGUUCUCUGCCAGUAUGUCAGGAGACGAAAUCCUGUUGCUUCAAGCAUUGCACGCUGUGGAGGCCGCCUGGGGCAACAAAGCUCAACGUGCAGCUGCAGAGCAUGUGCUCUCGCAGUCGAUGCUGGACACGGCGCAGAUCGAUAGCUGCGAGCGGCAUCCGAAGACGCGGGGCCUGGAGCAACGGACCUGGGACGCGUUGGAACACGUUCGUGCUGACUUUCUACACCUCGAAGCGCAGGUCAAAGGGCUGAAGGAAGAGCGCUUCCAGGUGAAGCCGGUGUUGCAGCUCCUUCGCCAGCAGCAUCGCUUCCUGAAGCUGGGAGCGCUGGUCCCGCGGCGUCAUCGACAAAUGGUACUAUGUCGAGAAGCCUGGCAUGCGGCGGUGCAAAAGAAUUGGCUCCCAGAGGCCGCUGAACUUCAGAGAUGGGCAUUGCAUUUGGAGGGUUUUCCAUUGGAGGGAGGCAGUCGGUUGGCCUUGGCCGCCAGUGCGAUGCCAGAGAUGAUUGGGAUGCCACAAAAAGAGUUUCCCUCGUUGACGGAGGUGAUGGCAGGUCAGGAGGAGUCCGAUCCAGCGCCCAUCACGGACUUUGAAGGUCUGGCGGAUGAGGCCCUGGAGCGUUUGUGGAUGUCCUCGCCCACGGGUCGCGCACCCUUUCCGGCAGAUUUGGGGCUGGAGGAUGAGAUCAAACAAGCCGAGGCCUGUUUGCUCCCAGCCUUCAAGCCAGAAGACUGCCCUCAUUUACAUCCACUCUUCCAUGCCUUGUGCUUGCAUUUUGCCGCGCCCUAUGAUGAAACACCCUUUUCGAACUCAGGCGACGUGCCAGCCUUUCUUCCGCUGAACCUGGGCCGCAGCUCCGAGCUGCCACGCGUGCCACGCGCCAUGUGUCGCGCCCUGCUGAUGCUGCCGGGCAAGAUGCGACGACAAGUGGCCGAUAUCCACCUCCGGAUGGAGAUGGAAUGUGACCUCUUGGGCAAGGGUGGCACGGACCCCGAGCUGCUCGAGGAGACCGAGACCUUGGUCCAGACGCGCUACGCCGUGCAGCGACUCCGGGAGAUGGCCACCACGUUCUUACUGCUGGUGCCUCCAACCCCAACGCCAAAGGGCUUCCGGCAAGCCGAGGAGCUGCUGGCUCGGGAGCUGCGAUGUCGCGAGGAGGAACAGCGGAGGAAGGAGCAACGCGACACGUCUGGGAGCCCGACGGAGCCGGUUGAGGGUUCGCAAAGUGUGGAGCAGCUGAAGGCCAAACAGGUGCUUAUUGCCCUGGAAAUGGCCAUCAAGGUUGCUGGAGACGCGGCGGCUGCAGCUGAGCGCGCGGCGGAAUUUGAAGGUGAUUGGCUGAUCAUGGCGAAGGGGGGCCCUGGGGCGCAGAAUGAGCAGGAAGCAGGUCGCCUGGCAGUGAAGAACUCCUUGAUCGAGUGCCAUGAUGCCAUAGGCCAUCCCACUUUUAAAGCCUUGGUUCACUUGGCUAUGCCGUGGAUGGCAGCUGCUGAUGUGAAGUUGAGCAACGGACGAGGGCUGCCGUUGCUGGGGCUUGGGUGUGCCAGUGGCGUGAGGCGCAGCCACGUGGAGUCAGCGCUUCAACUGGGCUACCGACUGCUGGAUACAGCGCAGGCUGAUCAGUGGGGCUACCACGAAGAUGAGGUGGGUGAAGCUAUUCAAGGUCUACCACGUGAAGAGAUCUUCUUGCAGAGCAAGAUCCAUCCACAGGAUCUGGGCUAUGCCUCAACGAAGAGGGCCUUCCAGGUGUCUUUGGAUCGCUUGAAGACCAGCUAUCUGGAUGCCAUGCUGUUGCACAAACCAUGGUGCUGGCCGGGCGCUUGUUCGCGAGAACCUGAAGGAACAUGGCAAGAUAGCUGGCGUGCUUUGGAGGAGCUGCACAGCGCCAACGUUGCGCUGGCCAUCGGCAUCUGCGACGUGGACGUCGCGCUUCUGUCGGAGCUGCUGCGGCAGAGGCAGAAGCCUCACAUUGUGCAGAACUGGAUGGAUCCCUUUCAUCAAGACAAAGAGCUUCGCAGAAGGUGCAAAGAGGAGGGGAUCCAGUACCAGGCCUAUAGCACACUGGGCACGCAGUGGGUCCAUUUCCGAGGUUACCGUGGGCAGAACCCUGUCUUGACUCAUCCGGUUCUGCGGAAGAUCGCGCAGUUCCACGACCGCAGCGUGGCGCAGGUGGUCCUCAACUGGGCGCAGCAGCAGGACGUCUCUGUGAUCCCAGCCUCGACAGAUCCACAGCGACAGAGGUCGAAUUUGGAGAGCUUGAAUUUCACCUUGAGACCAGAGGAUCUCAGGGCCAUUGAUGCUUUGGAUGGCACUUUAGACCAUGUGGACCCAAAGGAGGCCAUGAUGAAAAUGUCAGGCGCGGCUCUGCGGGGAUCGCCGGAUGCGGAGGCUGCGCUGGCCUUUGCCCAGCACCUCCUCUCGCGGGCCAACUUUGUGCAGACCUUCUGCAAGGAUGGACAAAAUGCCUGGAUCAUCAAGCACAGUGAUCUGCAAGAGAGCUUGCAGGAGAUUGGACGGCGCAUGCUCCAAUGGGCCAUUGUCAGCACGGCAGAUCAGGUGGCCAGCGGCCGCGAGCGCAUCGCACAGAAGGCUCAAGGGGCACAACAAGCUGAAGAGAAGUUGUUGCAGGUGCGUUUGGCACUGUGGCACCAGCGCCGCGAUGUAAGGUCCAUGCUCAAUGCGAUGGUUUCUGACCGAGUUCCGCGUGAGAUAUUUGAACUGGACCGCCUGCAUCGCUCGCACCGCGCCGUUUGCUCAGCGGCGUUGGAGGCUGAACACCGCUGCUGCGUGAGCCUACAUGAGCAGAUUGUAGAGAAAUUGGGCUCGCUGGAUGAUGCCUUGAGCUACUCGCAGAACUGCUUCAGAGACUACCGGAAGGAGAUGAACCAGGGUGUGCAACUUGAGAUGCGGAAUCUGAAGCAACUUCUGAGCAACCAACUCCUCAAGAUGCAGCCACAGACUCUGACGGUGCAAAAUGCACUGAAACGCAUCGAGAAAGACGACAGAGAUGAUCCCCAGGUGGGCUCAGCUUUGAAGCGACCAGAGCCAGUCCAACCGCAGUCAUCGGCUUCGACACACUUUGGCACGGCGGCUUCGGAGUCCUACGUGGAAGCGGCGAUCAUAGGCCCCCAGCGUCCAGCCCUACAGCCCGGUGCGCAGCUGCAGCGCAAGGCAGCUCUGGAGGAGAUGCACCAAGAGAUUGCGCAGAUGUUGGCCGCCGGCACUAGGAUUCACACCUUCUAUGACUUGAAGUGUCAACAGCUGAAACAGUACUAUGAUGAGGAGUUGCACCGCCUUUGUGGCACAUUGUCCUCGAACCGCGAAGUCUGGGAAAACGUCUCGGAGGGCCGCGAGCGGCAGCGCCUCCUGGCCGAGGAGAUCGCCCGCUCGCAGCGGCGCUGUGAGGACGCCAAUGGCGAGGCCAAGGUCAUGCGCAAGGCCAUCGACGAACACGAAGAGUACACCAAGAAGAUGUUUCACUGGAACAGGAAGAUGAUGAAGGCCCAAGGGGAUUUGCAACAUGAGAUGCGCAAGUAUGAACGAGAUGGCUUGGUGGAUGUCAGCAAAAUGGAAAGCGAGCUGGGCAAACUCGAUGCACAACUCCAACAGCUGUCCACCAGCGUCCCGGCCGAGCAGAUCAUUGAUUUGAUCCAGCGCCGGGGCCGCACGGAACGGAUGGAUAUGAAGCGCACCAUGAAACACGAGGGCUACCUGCUGCACAAGGCGCGAUAG